Messenger RNA from Selaginella moellendorffii, 3468 nucleotides. Its product is annotated as phospholipid-transporting ATPase 2. Gene Ontology annotation, biological process: phospholipid translocation. NCBI's taxonomy places the organism in Eukaryota, Viridiplantae, Streptophyta, Lycopodiopsida, Selaginellales, Selaginellaceae. The coding region runs from base 50 to 3394 and encodes 1114 amino acids. Gene Ontology annotation, cellular component: plasma membrane. The transcript is spliced from 24 exons. The record is from RefSeq and is a predicted model, not a curated record. Gene Ontology annotation, molecular function: ATP hydrolysis activity; ATPase-coupled intramembrane lipid carrier activity; ATP binding.
UUUACUAAGUCCACUCAAUGCGCGUGGGAGGAGGAGCUAGGUCUGGUGGAUGUCCGUGGAGCUCCUGAGGCGCAUGGCGGAGAUCAAGGAGGACGAGGAGGAUGCGCGGCCUCCCCAGAUCUCCAGGGAUUCCAGCAACAAAGAGAAGAACAGCGGCCGCUGCGUCUACAUCAACGAAGGGGAUCGCUAUCCCGAUCUCUAUUGCAACAACAGGGUAUCCAACACCAAGUAUAAUCUCUGGAAUUUCCUUCCCAAGAAUCUAUGGGAGCAAUUCGGGCGAUUCAUGAACAAGUACUUCCUUCUCAUUGCGAUCCUCCAGCUCUGGCCUCUCAUCACUCCCGUCAAUCCAGCCAGCACUUGGGGGCCUUUGCUACUUAUCUUCUCGGUCUCGGCGUGUAAGGAAGCUUGGGACGAUUAUAACCGAUAUAAGCUGGACAAGCAAGCAAAUGAGAGGAUGGUUUGGGUCGUCAAGAAAGGCGUCAAGACACGGAUCCAAGCGCAAGAUAUUCAUGUCGGUGACAUCGUCUGGUUGCGGGAAAAGGAUGAAGUUCCGUGCGAUAUGAUCUUACUGGGAUCGUCAGAUCCUCAAGGUGUUUGCUACAUUGAGACGUCAACCAUUGAUGGAGAAACUGAUUUGAAGACCCGAGUUGUCCCGUCUCCUUGCAUUGGGCUUAACUCCGAGCUCCUUCACAAAAUCAAGGGUAUUAUUGAAUGCGGAUAUCCGGACAGAGAUAUUCGAAGACUUGAUGCCAACCUCAGGUUGUUUCCUCCUUUUAUCGACACGGACUACUUCCCAAUCACUGUCAACAACACGUUGUUGCAAUCCUGUUUCAUUAGAAACACUGAGUGGGCAUGCGGAGUGGCUGUGUAUACAGGCAAUGAGACUAAGCUUGGGAUGAGCAGAGGUUUGCCAUCGCCAAAACUUACAGCAGUCGAUGCGAUGAUUGAUAAGCUAACCGGAGCCAUUUUUGUAUUUCAAGUGGUUGUGGUUAUCAUUCUUGGUUUCGCCGGAAACGCGUGGAAGUCCACUGAGGCGGACAAGCUGUGGUACGUCCAUUAUCCGAAAGCUGCCCCUUGGUACGAGUUUAUUGUCAUUCCCCUAAGGUUUGAGCUUUUAUGCUCGAUUAUGAUACCCAUUUCAAUUAAGGUCUCCUUGGAUUUGGCAAAAAGCAUGUACGCCAAGUUUAUUGAUUGGGAUCUUCAUAUGUACGAUGAGAAAACGGAUACUCCAGCCGUUGCUACAAAUACGGCCAUCAGUGAAGAUCUUGGUCAAAUUGAAUAUAUUCUCACUGAUAAAACGGGUACAUUGACCGAAAAUUUGAUGUUGUUCAAGAAAUGCUGCAUAAAAGGCUCCUGUUACGGUGAUUCAACCCGUGAUGCUGUCAAAGAUCCUGCUCUUCUUCGUGCGCUAAACGAAAAUGAUCCAGAAGUACUCAAGUUUCUUACAGUUAUGGCAGUUUGUAACACGGUGGUGCCAAGUCGAAGUCCAAACGGUUCGAUCUCAUACAAAGCUCAAUCUCAAGACGAAGAAGCUCUUGUUUCAGCUGCUUCUCAUCUUCGCGUCGUGCUGCUUAACAAGGCUGCUAACUGUGUAGAGGUCAGUGUACUCGGAGCGGUAUUGGAGUUCGACAUUCUUGACGUGCUAGAAUUCACGUCCGACCGUAAGAAGAUGUCAGUAAUUGUAAGAGAGAGGCAGACUGGCGAGCUGAAGCUAUUAACAAAGGGAGCUGACGAAGCAAUUUUUUCUUCAGUCCAUAACGACCAACAAGUAAGGCGUGUCGCGGAGAUUGUCGAUCAGUAUUCACAGAUGGGAUUAAGGACGCUAUGUCUGGCUUGGCGAGAUAUCCGAGAGGAGGAAUAUCAUGACUGGUCGAGGAAGUUUAAAGAAGCGAGCAGCAGCAUCGUGGAUCGAGAGUGGAAGAUUGCGGAAGUGUGCGUGCUUAUGGAACGUAAUCUAGAGCUUUUAGGUGCAACAGCUAUUGAGGACAAGUUACAAGACGGUGUUGCGGAGACCAUUGAAAGCCUUCGAGAUGCAGGAAUCAAUUUCUGGAUGCUGACGGGAGAUAAGCAGUUGACAGCAGCUCAGAUUGCACUUUCGUGCAACUUCGUGCUUCCGGAACCUCAGGGACAAUUACUGUAUGUGCAAGGAGCGACCCAGAGUGACGUUGGAGCGAGUCUGGAGAGGGUCUUGCGAACUAUGCAGAUAUCUAGCACUGAACAUAAGUAUCAGGAUGUAGCCUUUGUUAUCGAUGGACUGGCACUGGAAUUUGCAUUGAAGUACUACAGACAACUUUUCGCUGAGGUGGCUUCACUAUGCAGAACUGCUAUUUGUUGCCGUGUAACACCAUCACAAAAGGCUCAGCUUGUACAUUUAGUAAAAAGCUGGGAGUUCAGAACUCUCGCUAUAGGAGAUGGAGGAAACGAUGUCCGCAUGAUACAAGAAGCUCAUGUUGGUGUAGGGAUAAGCGGGCGUGAAGGCCUUCAGGCAGCUAGAGCAGCAGAUUACAGUCUCGCCAAAUUUCGAUUUUUGAAGCGGUUGAUACUUGUACAUGGGAGAUACUCAUAUAAUAGGAGCGCAUUUUUGUCACAGUACUCAAUCUACAAAUCACUGGUCUUAUGCUUCAUUCAGAUCUUUUUCUCGUUCGUGUCAGGAAUAUCUGGGACGAGUUUGUUCAACUCUUUCAGUUUGAUGGCCUACAAUGUUUUGUACACUAGUGUCCCUGUGAUGGCUAGCGUCCUCGACAAGGACAUCGACGAGAAGACGGUCCUUCAACAUCCCCAGAUAUUGAAAUACUGUCAAGCCGGGAGGCUUUUAAAUCCCAGCACAUUUGCUGGCUGGUUUGGCCGGGCACUUUUUCACGGCGCCGUGGUUUUUCUCAUCACCAUGCACGUCUACGUGAAUGAAAAGAGCGAAAUGGAGGAGGUCUCUCUUGUCGCGCUAUCAGGCUGCAUCUGGCUCCAAGCAUUCGUCGUCGCGUUGGAAACAAGUUCCUUCACGACCAUUCAGCACAUAGCCAUCGGCGGCAACCUCGUCGCUUUCUACAUCUUCAACCUGGUCGCGAGCACCGUGAAAUGGGGAGGCAUGUACACUAUCAUGUUUCGCAUUUGCAGCCAGCGUGCAUACUGGCUCACGAUGUUGCUGAUUGUUGGUGCCGGGAUUGGACCCAUCGCGGCUCUCAAGUUCUUCCGGUUCUUCUAUCGCCCCAGCUUGAUCAACAUCCUCCAGUACCGGGAGAGACGAGCAAGGGUCACAGAAGCAAAUGCUACGUCUAGCUCCAGUGCUACGAGCAGUGGGAGCACUUCUAGCAGCCAACGCGCCGCGCAAGACGAAGAAUCAUCGUCAGUGUAUCAGCCUCUCUUGUUGUCCACCAAGGAUAGAACAAAGCGCCAGUGAUUCAUGCGCUAAAAUCAAAGUGCUUGACAUUUUGUCAAUUGGAAGCAAAAGCAUAACUAGGAGUAUGAUCAUAG